Messenger RNA from Empidonax traillii (willow flycatcher), 3366 nucleotides. It is a transcript of the gene ESYT3, whose product is annotated as extended synaptotagmin 3. Gene Ontology annotation, molecular function: lipid binding. The transcript has 23 exons. Gene Ontology annotation, biological process: lipid transport. The record is from RefSeq and is a predicted model, not a curated record. Lineage: Eukaryota; Metazoa; Chordata; Aves; Passeriformes; Tyrannidae. The coding region runs from base 30 to 2570 and encodes 846 amino acids.
CCCGCGGUGUCGGGGGCUCGGCUCUCGCCAUGCACCCCCCGGCCGCCCCCCGGCCCGCCGCGCUGCCGCGCCUGCUGCUCUCCGGAGCGGCGCGGGCGCUGCUGUGGCUCGGCCCCGUGUACCUGGCGGGGUACCUGGGGCUCAGCGGCAGCUGGGUGCUGCUGGCGCUGGCGCUGUGGCUCUGCUGGGGACACAACCGCCGGGGCAAGCGAGACCGCCUGGCCGCCGCCUUCGCGCUGCUGGAGGACGAGCGGGAGGCGGUGUGCAGGGGCCUGGCCGCCCGGCACCUGCCUGCCUGGGUUCACUUCCCUGAUGUUGAGCGAGUGGAGUGGCUGAACAAGGUCCUUGUCCAGGCUUGGCCGUACUUUGGAACAGUCAUGGAAAAAACAUUUAAAGAAGUUCUUGAGCCGAAAAUCAGAGCAAAGCAUGUACAUCUGAAAACAUGCACGUUUACCAAGAUCCACUUCGGUGAGAAGUGCCCUAGAAUCAAUGGAAUAAAAGCCUACACCAAAGAAAUCGGUAGAAGACAAGUUACCCUAGACCUGCAGAUAUGUUACAUAGGAGACUGUGAGAUUCACAUGGACAUAUCGAAAUUUAAUCUUGGCGUGAAAGGUGUGCAGUUGUAUGGGACGUUGCGGGUGAUCCUGGAACCUCUUCUAACUGAUGCACCUUUUGUUGGAGCAGUGACCUUGUUUUUCAUGCAGAAACCGCAUUUGGAAAUCAACUGGGCAGGCAUGAGCAACCUCCUGGAUGUCCCAGGGAUUAACGUAGUGUCAGACUCGUUAAUUCAAGACUUCAUUGCUUCGCGGCUGGUUCUGCCGAACAGGAUCACAGUGCCCCUGAAAAAGAACAUGAACAUUGCCCACUUGAGGUUCCCUAUUCCCCAGGGGGUAAUAAGGGUUCAUCUGCUAGAAGCUGAAAACCUUGUCCAGAAAGACAGUUUCCUUGGUGCAAUCAGGGGGAAGUCUGAUCCGUACGCUCUCCUUCGCGUUGGCACGGUGCAGUAUCGAAGCAAGACAGUUUCCCGAGAUCUUAAUCCCAUUUGGAACGAGACAUUUGAGUUUGUUGUUCAUGAAGUGCCUGGUCAGGACUUAGAAGUGGACUUGUAUGAUGAAGAUCCAGAUAAAGAUGACUUUAUGGGCAGCUUGCUUAUAGGCCUAGUGGAUGUAAUGAAUGACAGAACUGUUGAUGAGUGGUUUCCCUUGAGUAAGACAACAAGCGGACACUUGCAUUUAAAACUGGAGUGGCUUUCACUGGUAAAUGACCAAGAAAAGCUACAUGAGGAUAAGAAGGGUCUGUCUACAGCAAUUCUGAUAGUCUACUUGGACAGCGCCUUCAACCUUCCAAAAAACCACUUUGAGUAUUCGAAUGGUGAAUGUGGAGCAAAGAAGAUCAAAAAUAACAAGUACCUCAAGAAGAUGGAACGAGAGCCUUCCUCGUUUGUCCUGCUUACAGUUGGAAACAAGACUCAGAAGAGCAAGACCUGCAAUUUCAGCAAAGAUCCCACGUGGGGCCAGGCUUUCACCUUCUUUGUCCACAGUGCUCAUUCCCAGUCACUCCAUGUUGAGAUAAAAGACAAGGAGCGGGAUAGUGCCCUGGGAACUUCAGUGUUAUGUCUGUCCCGCUUACUUGAAGACCCAAACAUGACUCUGGAUCAGAGAUUCCAGCUGGACCAUUCCAGUUCAGACAGUUUUAUUCAGAUGAAACUUGUGUUGCGGGCACUGAAUGUUGAAGAACCUGAUCCACAAAGAGUCAAGGCUGGUGUCAAUGCCUCAAAGCAAGGUCCCGUGCGUGUAGUGGAAAAGGGUGGAAACCAGCAGAAAUUUGUCUCCCCACCAGAAGUCUCCAAAGUACCUCCUGUCAGCAAAGACUCUGCAGCACUUGAAUCCCUGCCAAAAAGGGACAGCGGAGAAGACCUGGACACUAAAGACAGUUCAGCAGCCCCUGUGCCAAGUGAAACUGUUGCAGGCCCUGAUGGGGCAGAGCACAAGCAGAACCCAGAGCAUCGCCCGCCGCUGGCGCUGCACAGCGGGGCGGCCGCAGUGCCCACACUGCCAGUCGUGCAGGAGCUGAGGCUUGCACCCAGUGUCACUUCUCUGGGUUCUCUGCCUUCUUCUUGCUUCGAAUUAAGUAGCAGCAAUCUGGACAUUCAUAAUGGUACAGAAAUGCCUCUGGGGGAGAUCCAGCUGACAGUCCGUUACGCUUCAGUACGGCAGAGCCUCGUGGUGCUGGUGAAUGGCUGCAGAAACUUAGUACCUUCUUCUAAUCGGGGAGUAGAUCCAUAUGUUCGUAUAUACCUGCUUCCAGAUAGAAGGUGGACAAGCAGGAAGAAGACUUCUGUUAAGAAGAAAACACUGAACCCUCAAUAUGAUGAGAAGUUCGAAUUUUUUGAGUCUUUGGAAAAUGUCAAGAAAAGGACACUGGACAUUGCAGUGAAAAACAGCAGGCCGUUCAUUUCACAGGAAAGGAAGGAUCUGGGGAAAGUGCGGAUCGACCUGUCCCAGGAGGACUUAAUAAAAGGUUUUGCACAAUGGUAUGAGCUGACAAGGAGUAGACGCAGGAGAAUUUGAUUUCUUCUCAUGUACAUAAGUUACUAAUUUUUCAACUUUAUAUGAAUGUACAUAUCUCUUGUAAUUAUUGUGUUUUGCACAGUCAUUGCAAAUUUGAAGCAAUCUCCAGCUCAGGACAUGUAAAUUUAAUGAUCCCGUUUGGAGAUUAUUUCUCACUGAAGUUAAAAAAUAAACCUAUUUCCUCCUCCACCGACCCCCCCAGGGAAUAAUUUGUCCUUAGAGAAUAAGUCCUUUAUUUUUGCCAUUUCUGGCAAAUCACCUCCCAAAGGACCUGUAAGUUUGAAUCCUCUCUUAAGGAAGUGUUGUACCUGAGGAUAUUUUAGACUGUCAGCCAAGUGUCAUUAUUUUGCUUGGCAGUCUCAUGUCCCCAGGAUCUUGUUCAUGUUGUUUUAACAUGAAAGUGUUGUACUUUUUUGAAGCAGCAUUCUUCAGCUGUAGGGCUACAGAACCCUUUAGACUUUAAGACUAAUAGCAAUUAUUUUUUGAGAAACUAAGAAAUCGGUAUUCCACUGUUUAGAAGUACCUUUGCAGACUGUGGCUGCAGGUAUGUAAAUAAUGAGCUUCCAAAAGCAGGGAGCUUAGUUUACCAAGAUGUCGUUAAGGUUUUAGUUUGUGACACCUUAAUAGGUUUUGUCCUUUGUUACAGUACAUUUCAAAAUCUUGUAAACCUGGAUUAUGCCUGUGGAACAGCAGAGUUUUGUAAACUAAGCUUUAUUAAUAUUGAGGCAAAAUAUUUUUGGAAGCUUGGUGUACUUGUUUCUGUACAAUAAACUUCAGUCUUGCAUAAGAAACUUGA